Colletes gigas is the source of this 1759-nucleotide messenger RNA. RefSeq names its product N-acetylglucosamine-6-phosphate deacetylase. Gene Ontology annotation, biological process: N-acetylglucosamine catabolic process. The transcript is spliced from 7 exons. The coding region runs from base 348 to 1601 and encodes 417 amino acids. NCBI's taxonomy places the organism in Eukaryota, Metazoa, Arthropoda, Insecta, Hymenoptera, Colletidae. The record is from RefSeq and is a predicted model, not a curated record. Gene Ontology annotation, molecular function: N-acetylglucosamine-6-phosphate deacetylase activity.
UAUUUAAUUCCAUCGAUAAAGAAAGAUAUAUCACUGUUCUAGAUUAUAUAGUGUUUGCUUUCUAAAUUUAUUAAUAAAUUAAUAAAUUUUUAAUGCAUUUUUGAAGAACUUAGAGACGUUUUAGAAAAUAUAGUUUGACUCUGAAUCAGACCUACGUUCAGCGACAUCUUGGAAAAAAAUGUUACAAUCAUAAAAGUCAAUGGUACUUGACAUUAUUUCGUCUUCCGCGUGAUUUGAUAAUUCUACUCGCGACUGAUAAUGCGAAGCACCGAGUAACAUACAUAAAUAUGUUUUUGCGAAACAUACGUUGUGUGAUUUGACGCAUAUAAUUUUCACACCGUGCCGACAUGUCGCAAAAGGAUCAAAGAAUUCUAAAACAGUUUCACAAUUGUCAAAUUUUACGCGAUAGUAAGAUUUUGAUCGAAGAUCUAUGGGUUCGUGACGGGAAAAUUGUCGAUCCCGAAAAGAUUUUUUACGACGAGAAAGUAAAACCGGACGUUAGGAUCAAUUGUAAUGGAGCGUUGAUUUCGCCUGGAUAUAUCGAUCUUCAAAUUAAUGGUGGCUAUGGCGUAGAUUUUACACAUAAUGUUGAUAAUGUACAGGAAGGAAUUAAUAAAGUAGCUAAGAAAUUAUUAGAAUGUGGUGUAACAUCAUUUUGCCCAACUUUAGUAACAUCGCCUAACGAAGCAUAUUACAAAGUAUUGUCAAAAAUAAAGAAGAGAAAUGGUGGACUCCAUGGAGCGACUAUAUUAGGCGUUCAUUUAGAAGGACCUUUUAUUAAUCCAAGUAAAAAAGGAGCUCAUCCAGAAAGCUACAUUAAACAAUUUGAAAAAGCAAGUUAUUUAAUGUUAUUAAUAGAUACUUCAAAAUUUCAGGGUUUUGAGACAUUAAUCGAUACGUAUGGAUCUUUAGAAAAUGUAUGUCUUAUUACACUGGCGCCAGAACUUCCCAAUGCUCAAACUGUCAUUGCAGAAUUAUGCAAAAGAAACAUUAAAGUUUCUCUUGGCCAUUCCAUAGCAAAUUUACACGAAGGAGAAGAAGCUGUAAAAAGUGGAGCUUCAUUUAUCACACACCUUUUCAAUGCAAUGUUACCAUUUCAUCAUAGGGAUCCAGGAUUAGUUGGUCUUUUAACAUCCGACAAAAUUCCAGCUGGAAGAACCAUUCAUUAUGGUAUAAUUGCAGAUGGAAUACAUACUCAUCCUGCAGCAUUGCGUAUAGCUCACAGAACACACCCUAAAGGGCUUGUUCUGGUAACUGAUGCAGUCUCAGCCUUGGGAUUAGAAGAAGGCGUGCAUCAGUUAGGGCAAUUCAAGAUAGAAAUACGCAUGGGGUCUGCAUAUAUUGCUGGAACAAAUACUCUGUGCGGUAGUACAGCAGAAAUGUCAAAGUGUGUGCGACUCUUCAAAGAAGCAACAGAUUGCUCUGUGGUAGAGGCUUUAGAAGCUGCUACUCUUCAUCCAGCAAGAACUCUUGGUAUAGAAAACAAUAAAGGAGUCUUAAACUAUGGAGCUGAUGCUGAUUUCGUAAUGUUAGAUAGUAGUUUGGAACUGUUAUCUACAUGGAUUUCGGGAACAUGUGUACACCCGCAAUCAUACUCGUAAGCAAAUGUAUUUUAAAUGACUUAAUUGUUGUACUUCUUCGCACAAUAUCAAACGGCUAUGAAUAUCAUUCUAGCCAUAUUAAGGUUCAUCCGCAUAUUCGUAUACUAAGAUUAUAUAUUUUGUAUACAAAAACUUGUGUAAAAUAUGUUUUGUAUAUU